This is a messenger RNA of Thermothielavioides terrestris NRRL 8126, 1417 nucleotides long. RefSeq lists its product as uncharacterized. Gene Ontology annotation, cellular component: transcription factor TFIIH holo complex. The record is from RefSeq and is a predicted model, not a curated record. The coding region runs from base 157 to 1014 and encodes 285 amino acids. Lineage: Eukaryota; Fungi; Ascomycota; Sordariomycetes; Sordariales; Chaetomiaceae. The transcript is spliced from 2 exons.
CCGCCGCCCGCCGAGAGCUUCGCAUUCCUGAACCAGGAACUUCCCCCGCUUUCGACUGGAAGCUGCCCAUCGCCCGACCUCCAGCCGACCCCGCGAACACGACAAUGCAAUGUCCAAAUGACCAAUCAAAGAACCUACGCAUACCCGAAAUCGAAAAUGGCUGAGACCCCGGGCUCGCCGUCCGCCAGCGCGGGCGGCUUCAUGGUAAAUACUCUGCCGUCGCCCGCGCCGACCACCGCAAGCACAACGUCGACCAUUCGCUCCGUCGCCGGCCUGCCGCAUCCCCGCGCCCGCGCCCUGCGGCCCGGGUCCGCGAAGGAGGACCAGGUGCGACACUUCGUCUCGGAGCGCCUGAUGCAUAUGACCCGCCGCUUCCUCAAGAAAGCGGGCAAGGCCCCGCCCGGCGGCGACGAGAUCGAGGGCUACAGGUCCAUGACCGAGCUGUGCAAGGACCUCGACGGGCUGAUUAACAUUGUCUGGCUGUCCGGCACACCCAACCUACAAAUCCCCUACCUGCUCAACAUCGCCAGCGAGUUCAACACCUGGGUGAAGGGCUUCCCGCCGGCGCCGGCCGCGACCUUCCCGAUCCUGCACAAGCUCGACCACUGCUUCGCCAGCCUGCUCUCGGGCGCGGACAUGGAGACCGGCGAGCCGCUGCCGGGGUUCGAGAACGGCCUCCGGGCCGGCAUGAGCAGGACCGACAUGGUGCGCUGCAAGAGCCUGGUCGAGCAGGCCCGCUUCGUGAUGGUGGAGGUCAUGGGCAAAACGCCCGGCGAGGACGACGAUGGCGACGACCGGGCAGAUGAUGAGAAGGGCGACAGGGAGGGGGACGACACGCUCGAUGAAGCCGAGAGCGGCCCGGAGGGGCCAGGUGGAGAGGACGGGCCUGCCUGGAACGAGGACGAGGAGCGGCUGUUCAUGGAUGUUGCGCGCGUGUACGAGAACACGCUAGUCAAGCUGGGGGAGACGCUCGGGGAGGGAGGGGUGGCUGAGGCGCAGAUGUUUGCCGACUAGGCUCCGGCUCAGCGUGCAUGUGCCUCUUCGUUCUUCACCCAGGGGGAUCAGCCGGUGAUGAGUCGGAGCUUUCCGAUUUGGAGAAGUUCGAUGCUGUGAAAACGCCACAUAGGUACGUAGUUAGGCUCUUGAAGUGGCGGAGAUGCCUAAUACGGAAUAUUACCGUGCCCGACGAGGAGGGCCGCAGCUACCGUAUUCUUGCCCUUCGCGCUCCGUAUUUUGCGCCGGUACAUGGUCAUUCUCCUGAAAGGAAACGGUGACGUCGCAUCCUAGUUUGUCUGUAUCCAUGUGAGGGUUGAGCAAAAAUAAGGCCAAGCAACGUGCAGCCCAAGCCCCCUGGUACCCUAAGCGCCUAGAGAUGACCCUUCUUCUGGACAACGACACUACGCUUCGAGUUGUCGCG